Molecule: messenger RNA, 1761 nt
Organism: Penicillium argentinense
Lineage: Eukaryota; Fungi; Ascomycota; Eurotiomycetes; Eurotiales; Aspergillaceae
Product: retromer subunit VPS17
Exons: 3
Coding region: 1-1761 (586 amino acids)
Biological process (GO): retrograde transport, endosome to Golgi; intracellular protein transport
Cellular component (GO): retromer, tubulation complex; endosome; retromer complex
Molecular function (GO): phosphatidylinositol-3-phosphate binding
Source: RefSeq, a predicted model, not a curated record
AUGGACUACUCAGCCAUCUCCCACGAUCCCGAUCAUCCCGCCGGCACCUCGCCCUGGGGUUCUCCGCGCCCCGACCGAACCACGUUCCCCACCUCCAGCAACAGCGAUAUCCCGUCAUCGCCACUGCCCGGUCAGGAACAGUCAACGGACAGCGCGGACGGUGCGCAGGAUGCCGGGAUUCAAUCCCCCGACCUUUCUGCUCAACUUCAGAGUGCCCAAAUAGGAGACCCGGACUAUGCGGAGGGCCAGUCACCGUUCGCGACUCAGCAAUCCCCUAAUGCAGAGCAGCGGUCACAGCUCCCCGCACGGUACCAUACCGGAGCAAGACAGAAUUCCCGCCCUCCCGCGCCGGUGCCGACAUACAGGAUCCAAGGAAAGAUCACUGGUCUGGAGCGGACGGGCAAGAAAGAUCCCAUUCUCCGAUUUGAUGUCCACACUAAUAUCCCCAAAUUCCGCACGACCCAAUACCGCGAUGUUCGUCGUACACACUCCGAAUUCACCAAGCUCGCCGACCACUUGAUCUCGGCCUGUCCCGAGGCUCUUGUCCCCGCGGUGCCACCACCAGUCACCCCCGCCGGCGCUGGGACCGACGAAGACGAGAUCCGAGUCAAGGCCUCUAUGCAACGAUGGCUCAAUAUCGUGCUUAGCAAUGAGGUUCUCAUUCAAGACGACGAGAUGGUGCUUUUCGUGGAGAGUGAUUUCGGAUAUAGCCCCGUUCUCCGCAUGAAACAGCCGGCCACGGGUGUACGGCGCAAGAUGUUGAAGCAAUUUGCGCCGCCCCCGGAUGAUACCCCCGAGCUUCAGGAUGCUCGUCCCACUGUCAAGAUGUUCUACCUCGGAUCAAUGGAUGCGAGCCACAAGGUGGACCGCGUUGUUAAAGGUCGUCGAGGACUGGGUUUGGCCGAAUCUGAAUUUGGUGUCAAGAUUGGACAGAUGCACGUUCAGGAAACACACCCUGGUUUGGGACUGGCUUACCGCAAGCUUGGCAAGAUAAUUCAAACCGUCGGUGACUUCCACGCUGUCCAGGCGACCGCUGAGGCCACGACUUUGGGAGAGCCAUUGAGCUAUCAUUCCUCGGACGCUUUCAUUGUGAAGGAGACUCUGACCAACAGACACAUCCUACUGCGCGAACUUCUUCAGGCUCAGCAGAACGCUCGAAGCAAACGUGCCGCGGCAGACCGAUUGAAAGUCAGCUCAUCUGUUCGCCCGGACAAGGUCGAUGAGGCAAUCAGUGCCCUGGAGGAAGCUCAAGGCCAUGAGGACUAUCUUACUAAACGCACCCACCGCGUGACGAAUAACCUGCUUCACGAGAAGCGCCGCUGGUUCGACCGGACCACUGCGGACCUUUUGUUCAGUCUGCGCGAGUAUACACUGCGCCAGAUUGAAGCAGAGCGCCGCACCCUCGCCACUCUGGAGAGCGUCCGACCUGAUAUCCGUGCCAUUGAUGCCUCUGGUGGGUUGAGCCGGCUGGGACGUGAGGCACACCCGGCCACUCGCCGUACACAUGCUGUUUCGAGUCAGGGCCCUAAGGGGGACGCCUGGAGUGGAGUUCCCCGUCGUCCGGAUAGCAUGGGGCGCAGCAUGAGUGGCAGCUUCACUGCCCCUUCAAUCGCCCACGACGAUGAUGAUGAGACUAGUCCCGGGUCUGGCCAGGGCCGAGCUCGAUCUACCAGCCAGACGACCGAGGCGAUCGCGGAGGAAGAUGAUGAUCGUCUGGAUGCUCGCAAUGCUGCUAGCCGGCUGGCCACCAGCACCUUCUAA